Molecule: messenger RNA, 3784 nt
Organism: Schistocerca gregaria
Lineage: Eukaryota; Metazoa; Arthropoda; Insecta; Orthoptera; Acrididae
Product: protein LLP homolog
Exons: 3
Coding region: 3216-3611 (131 amino acids)
Biological process (GO): dendrite extension
Cellular component (GO): nucleolus
Molecular function (GO): RNA binding
Source: RefSeq, a predicted model, not a curated record
UUACCAUUUUCUGUCCUUUUAUUUCUGCAUGUAACUCAAUUCGUAAAAUGUUACCCAGAAAAGCCAAUUGAUUGCUAAUAAAUGUCUGUCUAGAAUUUCAGUUACUAGAUGUUUUUUUUUAUUUACUCGUACUUGUUGACCAUUAAUGUACAUCAAUACAGUCAGUGAGCCAGGAUUUGAAAGGCACAGUAUUUUUCACUUGUUCCCUUGUCUUGAAUUGUUACUCUAGUACAUGGUAGGGAUCUGUUACUCACAUGACAUUCAAACCUAGUAAGGACCAUAACAUAAAUCUAAAGUUUUUUAAUAAUGCAUUCGGAUUUUGAAUAUAAAAAACUCAAAAUUCAUCAAUUAAAAGUAACCAUGGAUUGUGUUUGGUUGGUAAAGCAUUCACUGAAAGUGAGGAGUAAUAACAGCAAGUGACAAAGAUAACCAAAUACAUCACAAAUCUCUCUUCAUUGGUCUUUGACAUCUUAUACUUACCCACUCCUUUAUUUUAUUUAUUCCUAAUAAUAAAAUUUUCAGUUUCAGGUGAACUGUAAAUUUCAUAGCCAUAAAAAUACUUUUCAUGUAACUUUAGCCCCCAUUCUGGAUGCAGAAUAGAGUUGUGUGUUCUAAUACUAACAUAUUCAGUAAAAGUUAGAUAGCUGAUCCCCCACCCUUAUAUUUUAUUUGUGCAGACUUUUGCAUUACCUUAUCUAAUGUAUAUUUUUGCAGUUUAUCUUGCAAUUUUAGUUUCUAUGAUUAAAGGUGAUUUUCAAUGAAGGACAGAGAGAAACAGUUCACACACAGCUGCACCAACCAACAACUGAAUUAUUACCUACACCUUGGCCUGUGAUACAAAUCAGUCUGUCGCCACAACAAAGAUUUUUGACGAAGCAACGUCACAAUUUAACCAGUUACUGAUCAAGUUAACAUCAUAUGUAAAGCAAGAAAUAAACACACACUGCAACAUUUACGGUAACUAAGGAUAACCAAGGAAGCAGCACUUUCUUCAAAUAACUUUCCUGCUUCUUACAUGGCAUUAAAUUAAUUGUUCGCCAAGUACACAUCAAUAGUUAAUUAACAAUGUAACUUCUAACAACUGCAGCGCUCUUUUUUUUUAAUGUGUAAAUAAAUAUGUCCUCUGAGGUAUGAAAUGAAGACACAUGCUGACAAUAAACAUCUGAAUACUGUUAGCUUAGGUGAAUGCUGAGCGGAGAAAAUACGAUACUGAAGCAGACUAAAUCGCACUGAAUUCUGCACAUGCAUUCAUUACCACAUUAUUACACAUCACCUAAGGAAUGGCAAGUACAAUAUUCACAUUAUAUUUAGGCCUACAUUACAGUCAAUUCCCCAGUCCAUUGAAUUUUUCUCUAGUGAGGCAAGUGCAGACUUAGGCCUACAUACAUUUCAUUCUUUAUAUUGUAAAAGCUUAGCAAUCACAUUUAUGGUGCUACCUUUCAUACUGCAAAAUCUAGCAAUUUGUGGCUGACAUGAGUUUUCAUCCUCUGCAAUAGAACACACUGACUAAUUUCGGAGAACAGAGCAACAUGUCUCAUCCACAUAGUUCUGAUGCAGACCAUCAGACAAAUGGAAAAGAAGGAAUCUGGUACAGCAGAGCAAACUCAGAUUUACAGCUUGUAUUAUAACACUUUAAUCCUACAUAUCAAACAAAACAAAAUAAUACAUAAUUACAUAAUAUUACAUAUCAAACUGGGUUCAGUACAUCAAGACAAAGAACAGAACUAGCUUAGCCAAUGAAACAAAUGCUUCAUAUUUGUGUAAUUUAUACUACAAAUUGCUCAAAUGCCACAAUGUGUUCCAAAAAUUACUGCAAUUGAUUGAUGAUAAUCAUCUUUUUAUUUACGACAAGGAACGCUCCAAACGUGCAGGAGCCUACAACAAUUUGCUAAUGUUGCAGAAUACACAUCUGUAACUUGUGUAAUAGAACAAACUCAACUACAGUAUGAACAGCUGAUGAUAAAAGUUGACACAUGGUUUAUGCAGCGUAAUUUCUGAAAUACUGAGCAGAGCAAGCUUCAUUUUUAUUUGAUACCAAUAGCACUAUGUGUUUCCCAAACGAACAAGAAUUCAAAUAUAGUAAUGACGUGUGCACAGUGUUUGAGAACAUUCCCUUGAAAGCAAAGUGUCUUCAAUAUGCAAAAACAUUUAUCAUUAACUUUGUAAUAUAUGCACCACCGACUUUAUGGCUAAUACAAGAACUUAUUCUGAAGAAUAUAUAGACAUUCUGAAACAAAAUAAUUGUCUAAUAUUUGCGUUGCAAUUUAAGUGAAAUGACAACCAAAUCAAAAUGAUUCAACAACCAUACACAUUUUCGUCGCUGUACGAAAUAUACAGAAAGAAAUCCUCUUCGUGGUGCUCUUGAUACAGGGAACCCAUAGUUGCACUAGUUGGUGGAAUUACGUUGUUGACGAAGAAGAACAAGGCGUCUUCUGGCCUCAGAUGGAUCCUCUUCCUUAUGAGAAAGUAGAACUGGCCCACUGUCAAAUCUGAUGGAACAAGAUAUUUCUUCUUGUCCAGAUCAGCAAGCCUUGAUUUCGGAGCUUUCUCCACAAUGACGGGAACUCUAUCUGGAUACUUUCGUCUAAUUUUCUCGCCUUCUUCUUUCCUUUUCUCAAAAGGAUGUUCUUCUUUGUAUUGAAACAUCAUUCUAGACUAAUGUAAAUAACUCGGAUUGCACAAUACAGCUUAUCUUACGUCUUCCCAAAGGCAACGCGUACACCAAAGAUACCAGCAACGAGAAAAUGACGACUCAUUUACCCCUUAUGCCAAAACUCGCUUUCUAUCCAUGGACCAUUGAUUUUUAUCGUCCAGGGUAUAUUUAUAAUUACAACAAUGUCUUUCCCACAUUGCACUACAGUUAUGAACACUCAAGAAUAGUUUUCUUGGAAAAAUAAUGUCUUGUAUUAGAAUAAUGUAGACUGUAAUAUUUACAGUUAUCUCAAAAAGUCAUUUUUAAGCGAUUACUUAGGCAAUGACUUUCUUUGUGCUCCUCUAAAAUUAUUACAUACACGUAGUAUGUUCUCUUCAUGCAAAGGGAGAUGCAAUGGAGAAAUGUGCUCGGAAUGAUUUGCCAAAGAUAGCACUAGAGAAGCUUCGCCAUCGGAAAUGUGUAUUUGUUUAUGUUUCGCCUGCAGUUGAGGUUAUGUUAUAUACAUUCACGUGGUAUAAAAAAAACUAACGAUUUUCCUUAGGACUACAGCAUUUAACUGAAGAUGGCGAAAAGUUUGCGUAGUAAAUGGAAGAGGAAAAUGAGAGCUGUUAAGAGAGAACGGUAUGGUCAGAAGGAGCUGGCCAGACUUAAGAAUAUUUUAGGCAUUAAUGAUGGAAGCUCAGAUGCCAACAUGGAAAACAUUUCAGAAAUUGUAACAGUGGCAGAUCCUAAAUCGUUGCAAGCGGAACAUCCCAGUACUUCUACAUACAGCACACCCCCAGAAGAGGAAAUGGAUCAUGAUAAGAAACGGGUGUACAAUAAGAAAACUCUCAGGGACCAAUAUGGUAACUAUCCUGUGUGGAUGAGUAGUAGAAAGAUAAAAGCAAUUGCAAGCAAAAACAAAAUAACAAAGAAACAAAAGAAGAAGGCUGCUAAGAAAAGGAAGAAGACAAAUUAACAUUAAAUAUCUAGUUGUGAUACAGUUCUAAAUGUGACAGUUAAGUGUUUCUUGACAAAAUAUGAGCUCUGUGGAUCUACGACAUAAAUUGAUACAUUGUAUUUUGUAAAAAUACCAUUGUAUAUUUUUUAUUUAAAUAUGUUGGAAUAUGAUUUAAAACAUUUGUAAUUGUA